This is a messenger RNA of Menidia menidia (Atlantic silverside), 2511 nucleotides long. The record is from the annotation of a GenBank genome assembly. Lineage: Eukaryota; Metazoa; Chordata; Actinopteri; Atheriniformes; Atherinopsidae.
AUGCUUCUGUGUUUGGGGAUUUGUCUGGGACUCCUCACACCCGUCCAUUCAGCACCUGUCGACAAUUCCUCCCACAUUCCCGUCACACCGGUGGACUUCAUCAACGAGGCCGUGAAGGACGGGUUCCUGCUUCCUAACGCUCUGUUUCCUUCACUAACGACCAAAGAACCAACCAGAAAUACCACCGAUAACCAGCCGUCCACCGAUAAGCAGAAUUCCACCCACAUUCCCGUCACACCGGUGGACUUCAUCAACGAGGCCGUGAAGGACGGGUUCCUGCUCCCUAACGCUCUGUUUCCCUCCCUUACGACCAAAGAACCAACCAGAAAUACCACCGAUAAGCAGCCGUCCACCGAUAAGCAGAUUCCUGUAACACCGGUGGACUAUAUCCAGGAGGCCAUUCUCCUCCCUGAUGCUUUAUUCCCUCCACCUCAGUCACAUGAAGAAUCCUCCAUUACUCCGACCCCGGAGAGCUUCCUCACCUCCACGACGGAUGGAAGUGGAGACUUCUGGUCUGAUCUGACCACUGAUUUGGAAAGUGGAGUUUCUACGACAUUAAGCGUUUCACCUACUGAGAGCUCCACAUCCACUGAAGUUUCCUCCCCCAGUCAGACCCCAGACCUGCUCACCUCCACCCUCCUGAUGGAUGGAAGUGGGGACUCCUGGUUUGAAAUGAAAGAUUCCACAUCUUCCUCCAUCUCUCCCGCUCAAAGCCCGACGUCUACAGAUGAGUCCAUUAUAAAUGAAGAUCUGUUUCCACUCACAACUGAGCCCCCCAAAGCCUCCUCCACGUUCACGGUGGAAGGAAGUGGCGAUUACAUGUUCGAUUUCACCAGUGAGGCUGGAAGUGGACAUGAGGGAAGUGCCGGUUCCUCAUUGGCUGUCAGUAAAGAAGCAGGAAACGUUUUGGGGGCAGCUCCACCACGCGCUCGCCCUUGGGUGAAUGUACUACACAACGAUGUGGAAAACUCAGAAAACAUCUCACCAGAACAGCACAGAGGACACAGCACCCCUGACUGGAUCAUCAUCGUUGGGUUUAUUGUUGGGCUCGCAGCCCUCAUCAUGCUCUUUCCUGUAACACCGGUGGACUAUAUCCAGGAGGCCAAUCAGAGAGGGAUUCUCCCUCCUGAUGCUUUAUUCCCUUCACCUCAGUCACAUGAAGAAUCCUCCAUUACUCCGACCCCGGAGAGCUUCCUCACCUCCAUGGAAGAUGGAAGUGGAGACUUCUGGUCUGAUCUGACCACUAAUUUGGAAAGUGGAGUCUCUACGACAUUAAGCAUCUCACCUACUCAGAGCUCCACAUUCACAGAGGAAUCACCCGAAGUACCUGAAGUUUCCUCCCCCAGUCAGACCCCAGACCUGCUCACCUCCACCCUCCUGAUGGAUGGAAGUGGGGACUCCUGGUUUGAAAUGGAAGAUUCCACAUCUUCCUCCAUUUCUCCUCCUCAAAGCCCCACGUCUACAGAUGAGUCCAUUAUAAAUGAAGAUCCGUCUCCAUUCACAACUGAGCCCCCCAAAGCCUCCACCCCGUUCAUGGUGGAUGGAAGUGGCGAUUACAUGUUCGAUUUCACCAGUGAGGCUGGAAGUGGACAUGAGGGAAGUGCCGGUUCCUCAUUGGCUGUCAGUGAAGAAGCAGGAAACGUUUUGGGGGCAGCUCCACCACGCGCUCGCCCUUGGGUGAAUGUACUACACAACGAUGUGGAAAACUCAGAAAACAUCUCACCAGAACAGCACAGAGGACACAGCACCCCUGACUGGAUCAUCAUCGUUGGGUUUAUCGUUGGGCUCGCAGCACUCAUCAUGCUCUGUGCCGCUAUCGCUACUAGAGACAAAGCAGACCAACAUCUGGAUCCUGAGGGAUGCAGCUGGAACCCGCCGGUUUGGCUCAUCUACCAGUAUGUCAUAAUGAGAGCCAUUAAAACCGUGGAAAUGUUGGCUUUGAGUGGCAGCGGCUGCCAGGAUGAAACACACGAGGUCACAGAGGAACAGGAUAAGGAGCAUCCCCGGUUUCUGAUCCCUGAGCUGUGUCGCCUCUUCUACCAGUUGGGAUGGGUCACGGGAACCGGGGGCGGGAUCAGCCUCAGACGGGGGUUGGAUAAGGAGCAUCCCCGGUUUCUGAUCCCUGAGCUGUGUCGGCUCUUCUACCAGUUGGGAUGGGUCACGGGAACGGGGGGCGGGAUCAGCCUCAGACGGGGAGAGCACAUCUACAUCGCCCCCUCAGGAGUCCAGAAGGAGAGGAUACAGCCAGACGACAUGUUUGUGUGUGAUAUGGAGGAGAGAGAUGUUAGCUGUCCUCCCGCCUGGAAGAAGUUAAAGAAGAGUCAGUGCACGCCUCUGUUUAUGAACGCCUUCACCCUCAGAGAGGCGCGGGCGGUGAUCCACACCCACUCCAAGGCUGCUGUCAUGGCAACGCUGCUGUUUCCCGGAGCAGAGUUCAGGAUCACGCACCAGGAGAUGAUCAAGGGGAUCCGCCGGGGAACCUCCGGCUCAAACUAUCGGUACGCAGGCUAA